AUAAAUCAUACUAUACAGAACUACGAAAACCACGUGAAAGUGUAGACGCGACCAAGAGGAGUCGCGAAGAUUCAUUGAAUGCGUGAUUAGAGGAAUGCGUGAUAGUGAAUGAGGAAAGGAAAUUCUAAAGACGUUUUGACACGUCCGUUAUAAUAUUCUCCUCUCUUGGACACGUUCGUUAUUGGGCGUUUUUGUUAUUUCACCGUUGUUUCUCGUACCUCAUAUUUCCAUUUUCUUGUAUUUAUUGUUGCUUUACGAGUUUAUUUCUCCAAUGAUUUACAUUUAAUUAUUUUAAACGCAUAAAAAGUUAGUAUUCACAUAGCAAUUUUUCGGGUUGUACUGAUGUAUUCACAGUUUAACACUUUACAAAUGACUACGAAUCUUCGAGAGUACUCUGAGGUGAAGCAGCGAGUUGAACACGGGAUAAAAAUUUUGCGGAGUUAUUCUUGGUUGUUGGAUUCAUUUGUACUAGAUUUUUACAUUGAAAAACACUGGGAAAAAUUGCCUGUGAAGUGGAGACAUUUAUUGGAUACUGUGGAACUGGAUGAGCUAGGUUGUUUAUUGGAUUACAGGAAUGCUAAUCCUAGUUUAAAGAGGGUCUGGCCCCUAUCAUUUCUAGCUCUCAGAUCUGCAGCACAUAUGUUAUCUGUGUCAAGGAAACAAGCUGAGUCUUUGAAUGCAUUAUUCCACAAAUCAAAUGCACAUUUUGAACCGACAGAUAAUUUGCAUCAAAGUUCAAGUAAUCAGAUUAAAUUAGAUAAUAUUUCUGCUGGAAGUAUGGAGGAUCAAAUUUUGGGAAAUGAAUUUAUUAUUAAUCCAAAAUAUUCACAUAUUUUUAUGAAACAUGUGAAACCAAAGAAGCGACAUGAAGUUGCUUUAAUGGCAAAGAUUACUGCUGAAACUGCCAAAUCAACAGGUUGUUCAUAUGUUGUUGAUGUAGGCUCAGGACUUGGUCAUUUAGCACGCAUGUUAGCCUAUGGAUAUGAUCUACAAGUUUGUUGUCUUGAAGCCCAGCAUACUCUUGCACAACAAGCAAGAAAAUUGGACUUAGAAUUGGAAGUAACUAUGACUAAAUAUAUAUCGAAUGAUCAAAGUUUGGAUUUUUGUAGACCAGUUCAUGUGAGCAAUACAUUGAAUUCUUCAGUAGAUGAAAAUUAUUUUGUUCAGGUUUUGAAGACAGCUUUUGGUAUGGAAAACACAGAUAUCAAUUUUGGUAUUGUUGGCUUACAUCCAUGUGGGGACCUUGGACCUCUUUUACUACACCUGUUCAUUAAAUGCCCAAAUGCUAGAUUUAUUAACAUUGUGGGAUGCUGCUACAUGAAACUUAGUACUUCAGAACAAAACAAUGUUGUCAAUUUCCAAGGAUAUCCUUUGAGUAACUUUAUAUCUGAACAGCCUUGUUCUCUAAGUUAUGAAGCUCGAGAAAUAGCAUGUCAUGCCAUAGAAAACUAUUGUGAACGUUUGUGCAGUGGAAAUGUUUCUCAUUUGAAAGUUCACUGCUACCGUGCUACUUUGGAACGCUUGUUGGUGAAAUUUUGGCCAAAUUUACGGCAUUCAGGAAUUAGGAGUAUCCGGCACUCGAAUGAACUUCCAUUUGAUAAAUAUUGCCAUGCUGCAACUGAAAGGUUAGGAGUUGUUUUACCUGAAGAAGAGAUAAAUAGCAAAGAAACAAGAGAUGAUUUAUCUCAGUGGAAAAGAGUUGUUAUUUUCUAUUCUUUACGACUUCUGCUGGCACCUCUUGUGGAAACAGUUUUAUUGUUCGAUAGACUUUUUUAUUUACUGGAGUUGGGUCUCAAUGGUACGCUGAUUCCAGUGUUUGAUCCUUGUUUAUCUCCUCGUAAUCACAUUCUUAUCGCAACAAAACAAAUUAACAAAUGACAUAUGUACAUUGUAAGUAUUGCUACUAUGGAAUUGUAUAAAAUGUAUUUUUCAAAUUUACCAGGAAUAAAAAAAUGUUAGUUUUGUACAGUUAUCUUUUUGAUAUUUGUUUUGGAGGUAUUUUUGUCCUGUUAUAGUAAACCCUCAUUUUUUAAAUUUUAUUUCUUCUAACGGGUUUGAGAAGUGGUUCAAAGCUGUAUUUCAGUGUUGUUUUGAAGAUGUAGGGAAGACUUCAAGUACAUAGAAUGUUUGAAGGAUCAUGAAUUAUAUAUAAUUUAUUAGCGAAUAGUGUUAAGAUGUGAAAAUUCUUUCUAAGAAUUAAUGUUUUUUGCCACAUUUCCUUAUAGAUAAUUUAAGGGGCAUUGAUGAGCGUAAGGUUUAAUUUCAAAAGAUAGAAUUUUCUUUGUUUCGAAGAAGCUACCAUUGAGCCAUGUUCCUGAACUAGGUUGAUUAAGUUUUCAUUGUCAAAAUUUACAAUGAAUUUUCUGAUUUGAAACUUUUAUUUGCAUCCAGUAAACGGAUGAGUACAUCCAUUUUGCUGUUUUAGACACAAACUUAUGAUAUGUGUAUCUAGUAAGUCUUUAUUAAAGAGAUGCACAUGGCAGUUAACGAAACCAAAACAACUUUGUUUUUAUUAGAGUAAACUAAAUAUAUAAAUCAGAGAACAUUACAAAUAUUAGAUAGUUUCCAGAACUGCCAUAUGCAACACUUUGAAUGUCAUUACUGAAUAUAUUAAUCUGUUCUAUUUUCUGCUGAAAAAGCAGAUAUAAAAAUAUGAAUUGCUCUAAUUUUUGCUUUAAAUACUGAUCACAUAGGUUUGGAGACAAUUUGUGACACAAGGAAAAUGAAAUGCUUCACGUAAGAAAAUACAGCAUUUUCUUGAAUACCCUAGAAAUGUAAUUAUGCAAAUUGUGCACUUUGUUGUGAUUCAUUGGCACUUCCUGCACUGCCUUCAUCAUCACUCUCUUCUGUGCUGACCUUUUCAAAACCCUGGUGCCGAUCCAAAAACUGUCCCAACUUGAACCCUUCUGCGGAAGGAAUAUGGAAAUCCCACCGUGAAGGAUGUCGUGAAUGGUAUCUUGAGAAACAACCUCUGCGAAUGCGAAGUAUGAUAACAGUUGCAGCUAUUAUUAUGACUGUAAUUACACUUGCAAUAGCUGCUAUAGUUGCAAUAAUAGAACCUCUGCUUGGUCCAUUUU
Messenger RNA from Gryllus bimaculatus (two-spotted cricket), 3077 nucleotides. Lineage: Eukaryota; Metazoa; Arthropoda; Insecta; Orthoptera; Gryllidae. The record is from the annotation of a GenBank genome assembly.